Messenger RNA from Eupeodes corollae, 1723 nucleotides. RefSeq lists its product as uncharacterized. The coding region runs from base 790 to 1704 and encodes 304 amino acids. NCBI's taxonomy places the organism in Eukaryota, Metazoa, Arthropoda, Insecta, Diptera, Syrphidae. The transcript is spliced from 2 exons. The record is from RefSeq and is a predicted model, not a curated record.
AAUGUUUGUAGCGUCCCAAAUAUUAAAAAAAAAAAAACAAAAAUAAUAUAAUCACACAAUUUGAUUGACAACAAACAAGAGAACAUAAAUAAGCAUACGCUGCAAUUUUAUUAUUAUUAUUAUUAAUAUUAUGAAUUGUAAUAAAACAAAAAACAAUCAUUAUAAAAUAAAUAUAAAAAUCUACAACAAAAAGUCGAAAGUUGUUUUUUUUUAGAAUUUUGAAAAUGCUUUCAAGAAAUUCUCUACUGCUUCUCCUUAGAAACAAGAUGCAUAACACUUAAAGGUCUUUAGUUCACUAUGCUUCCUUGAUAGUGACGUUGACGCCAGCGCUGAUAUGAUCACAAGUUUUAUUCUCCUGGGAAUGAGAACUUUUAUACCGAACAGGGUUAAAAGUAUCAGACCCAAGGAAAACGCAUGGUUUGAUGUGAGCUGUAAAGAGGUCAUUAGGGCCAAAGAAGUAAGUUUCCGUUGCUAAAAGCCAACCGUACUGAGGAAAGCCGGAAAAAGUUCAAACAAGCCAGGAGGGUUAUUAUGAAAAACGAUAAUCGUUUUUAAUACGGAGUAUUUGUGAAAUUCCGAUUACGAAAAACGAUUGCAGAAGCGCGUAUUUGUAAAAUUGCGAUUACGAGAAACGAGAAUCGUAAAAAAACCAUACUCGUAUUUUUAUUUACGAGUGCCUUCAAUCACUCGUUCAGCUUUUGUUUUGGCGGGUUAGUCAAGUGUCAAACAUUAUUGUGUUUUGGUUUGUUUUUCUUUUUGGUUUGUUUUCAUUUUGAUGAGGGAGAAAAAAUGCCUACAACGAAUGCUAAACAAAUGGAUUUGAUGGUAGCUUUCAUGGAAAGUAAUCCAAAUAUUGCUAAAAAUUAUUUGCCGACGAGCCAAGCUAAAUCGAAAGCCAAAAAUCUUUGGAAUAACUUAGCUGCUAAAUUAAACGCGUGUGGCCCUCCAGAAAAAACAACAGAGGGUUGGAAAAACGUGUGGAAAGAUUAUAGAUAUAAUCUGAAGAGAAAAAUGCGAGACAAUUUGGUCCAUCUCAGCGGUACAGGGGGCGGGCCUAACAAGCAGAAAAAAUUGUCUGAUAACGAAAAAACUAUUAUUUCGAUCCUUGACCUAAAUGAGUCCGUUUCAGGAAACCAACUAGGAAAGCAAUUUGGUGAUCCGAAUGGAAAUAGCCCAAACAUUGAAGUGACGGCCGGUAGCAGCACCACUGUUAAUAUAUUGAUGGAAGAUGCUGAUGAUCAGGAUUACCUCAUAACUUUAAUCGAAGACCCUCAACCACAACUUGAAAACAUUGAGAAUGAGGAACCACAACCAAACAAUUCAGAAGGUAACCCGCCGUCUAGAAAUAAAAAAGCAACAAAACGGAACAGGAACAAUUUGUUGGAACAGCACGUUGACUUGCAAGAUAAAGCUGUCAAUAUGCUAAACGAAAAGCUUGAAACGCAAAAGGGCAUUUUAAAAGAGCUGACUACAUUAAAUGCAUGGAAUAAAGAAGCAGACAGGAGAAGAAGGAAACUGUAUGAUCUUAAAAAAGAAAAACUGGAAGAGUUCAAAUUAAACAACAUAAAGAAACAUAACGCUCGAUUAGAACUUAUUUCAAUUAAGUCUCGCAAAUUGAAACUAAGGCAAGAUAAAAUGGAAAUGAAUACGAAAUACUACAACCCCAUUUCAAAAAAUGAUGAACACUCAAGUAGUAGUGAAUAACUUAACUUGCAUGUAAGGU